CAAUUAUUUUGACAGACCAAUGUUUAAUAAAAAAUCUUAAAAAUAAAACAUUAAGGUUAUUUUAACAUGUCACGGUUCUGUUCAAUAGUUAAAUAUAAAGGCUAUAAAAAUGUUCUAAAAAAUAUUAAGGAGGUUGAUUUUAAAACUUUUAAAAACUCAGAAAAAGUUGAAAAACUACUGAACGAUGUAAGAUAUAGAGAGCCACAUGUUUUAGAUAAAAUUAAGACCCGCAUUUCAAAAAUAGGUAUUAAACUACAAGAAAAUAAUGCAACUUUGAGUUCAUUUCAAAAUGUUGUAGAAGAAAAGAAGUCUACUUCUUCUGUAAAUAAGUGCAUUAGACCUAGAUAUGUAAAGAAAGCAGCAGAAAAAUUAUGUGCCAGACUUCAAAGGUUUGCAAAUGAGAAAACUUUAAUUUUGGCGACGGCAGGAAUAUCUGUAGUGGAUACAGCGAAUACCACAAAAAAUAUCGAACCCAUACCUGAACCGCCGCCCGUACCAGAUUUAUCUGAACAAAUUGCAAGUCAGAUAAAUGUACUUGGAGAACCUACCUUUGCAUCAUUAGGUUUAGGGGGCUCUAGUCCUGUAGGUUUAGUUCAGACUUGUUUUGAAUAUGUUCAUGUGACACUGGGUGUACCGUGGUGGACUUCAAUAGCUAUAGGGACAUUAAUUAUAAGGUUAUGUUUAUUUCCUCUGGUUAUAAUAGCGCAAAGGAAUGCCGCAAAAAUGAACAACUACCUUCCACAGUUACAGGCACUACAAUUGAAAAUGACCGAAGCAAGGCAAACCGGCAAUCAAAUUGAUGCUGCGAGAUAUUCUCAGGAGAUGAUGCUGUUUAUGAAAGAAAAAGAACUGAAUCCUCUUAAAAAUAUGAUUGUCCCACUAGUUCAGGCACCCAUAUUUAUUUCAUUUUUUAUGGGUCUCAGACAAAUGUGUAAUGCUCCUGUAGAAAGUUUAAGAACAGGAGGAUUAUGGUGGUUCACUGAUCUUACACUUCCUGAUCAAUAUUUCCUCCUGCCUAUUAUUACAAGUGCCACAUUGUACGCUACAAUUGAGUUGGGUACUGAUUCUGCAAAAUUAUCAUCGCAAAAUAUGCAGCUGAUGAAGUACGUUCUACGUGGCCUACCUCUGCUAAUUCUGCCAUUCACCUUUAAUUUUCCCGGCGCCAUUUUAAUGUACUGGGUCUCCAGUAACUUCAUAUCUCUUAUACAAGUUGGUGUUUUGAGAAUACCAGCGGUACGAGAUUAUUUCAAAAUUGAACCUCUGCAGAAAUUUAACCCUGAAAAUUUGCCAAUUAAACCAAAGGGAUUUAGGGAAGGUUUAAAAGACUCUUGGACCAAUAUUAAAAUUACUAAAGAAUUGGAAGAAAGGACAAGAUUGGAUGAUAUCCAGUUCCAUCGGGCAGGUAGAGGCCCGAUCGUUAAAACUUACAAGUACAAUCCUACGAAACAAACACAUCCCACAAAGUCAGCUCCUAUAAGUGCUAAGAAGCGUGAGUGAUUGUAUUAUAGAUGAAUAAGUAAAGUAAUUUAUAAUUU
Messenger RNA from Anoplophora glabripennis (Asian longhorned beetle), 1535 nucleotides. RefSeq names its product mitochondrial inner membrane protein OXA1L (gene OXA1L). Gene Ontology annotation, cellular component: mitochondrial inner membrane. Bases 67 to 1497 code for a protein of 476 amino acids. Gene Ontology annotation, molecular function: membrane insertase activity. The record is from RefSeq and is a predicted model, not a curated record. Gene Ontology annotation, biological process: protein insertion into mitochondrial inner membrane from matrix; mitochondrial respiratory chain complex IV assembly. The transcript is spliced from 8 exons. Lineage: Eukaryota; Metazoa; Arthropoda; Insecta; Coleoptera; Cerambycidae.